Molecule: messenger RNA, 678 nt
Organism: Penicillium daleae
Lineage: Eukaryota; Fungi; Ascomycota; Eurotiomycetes; Eurotiales; Aspergillaceae
Product: lysoplasmalogenase
Exons: 1
Coding region: 1-678 (225 amino acids)
Cellular component (GO): membrane
Source: RefSeq, a predicted model, not a curated record
AUGCUCUCUUCCGUUGCUUUCGUCAGCAGCCCAUUGCUUUUACCAUCGACGGAAUGGUCAGGCUAUCGCCGUCUUAUCACCACCGGCCUUGGAUUUUCUAUGCUUGGCGACUAUCUUCUUAUUCCUUCUCGGCAUGAAUUCUAUGACUUGGAGAGCAAAAAGCCAAGCUCCGGCAAAUCGGAAGUGCGAGGGAAAGUAUCGAAAUCUUUCCAGCUCGGCAUCGCCGCCUUCGCCGCUGCUCAUAUCGCCUAUACUCUAGCCUUCCUGCAAGAUUGCCACGAAACCUCCUUGAAGGUUUUUGCCGCCACAUUCACAGGGACUCUGAGCAUUGCAAAAUGGCUGGGUGUUAUAUAUCCUCCGCCAUAUUCCACACCCAAAACGAAUGUACUGGACCUCAAUAUUGCUCCAGAUAUGAAGCCAUUGGUUACUAUUUACGCUAUUAUCAUUGGUACAAUGUUUGCUGUCGCUACUUCCACGUCUCCUUUGAUUGUUUCAGCCGACCGGUUGCACUCGCGGGCUUUGGGAGCUGCUAUGUUCGUUGUAAGCGACCUUUUUGUUGCAAAGAAUGCUUUUAGCAAACCUCUUGUGCCGCAUAGCCGUGGGUGGCUCAGAAUAUUUAUGGGCUAUGCGCUCUACUUCUGGGGGCAAAUGGUGAUUGCCAGAACAGUUGAAAAAUAG